AAACAUUAAAUGACAAGUGAACUAAAUUCUUGUUAAGUUAACAAAUUUAUUUUACUUGCAUCCAAUUACAAUAUUACAUAAUACAUAGUGUUGAGUUGCAUAUUCAAAUGUAAAGUGAUUUAUAAAACUAAAUAAACCUUAAAACCUCCCAAAAACUAAAAGCCAAACCAAGCUUAAAGCAAAGAUUAAGUCCAACAAAGUGGGGUCCAAACACAAUCUACCAUUGAAAAGCAUCCACAUGUCAAAUGUUCUCCAUGGAUGGUUGAGAUCAUAUCCUUUACCUCGACCAAUCUAAUCCAUUGAAUCUUAUCUCUUCCUUCAUUACAACCCCUCAUUCUUAUCGAUAAACAACGGUUUAUAAUCUUCCACGUUUCUUCUUACAUCAAAUUUUUUCACCUUUUCUUCUCCUUUUUUUAUUUAGUCCUUCUAUCAUCGAAUUUCUAAUCCAAUGAAUAAACAACAAAUACUCCAAUAACCCAAAUCUUUCCUGCUUCUUUCUCUCUCCUCCUUCCCCCUUCUUCUCUGAUUCUUCUCCCAAAUUUCUUUUCCGAUUAUUUAUCCGAUUUUCUUGGAUUAUUGUAAGAAUUCAUUACACAUAAUUUUUCAAUUUCUCUUGCAAAUUUUGUGAACUCAAUGGUCAAGUUUCUUUUUGAGGUCGGAGAAAUAUUUUUGCAGAUCGAAACAUUUUACUGUGUUUGAUUCUUUGGGUAAAGAAGAGUAGGUAAUCAGAGGAAAAAAUUGUUAAAUUUAAAAGAAGAAUCAAAUAAGUUAUUCAGAUAAAAAAUGGCGGACUCGGACAAUGAUUCAGGAGGAAAAUCAAACGAUCACGGUUUCCACCAUGGAAAUUCACUGACCUCAUCAUCACCACGAGAACAAGAUCGAUUUCUACCAAUCGCAAACGUGAGUCGCAUAAUGAAAAAGGCUCUACCAGCAAACGCAAAAAUCUCAAAAGACGCAAAAGAAACUGUUCAAGAAUGCGUUUCGGAGUUCAUAAGUUUCAUAACAGGAGAAGCUAGUGAUAAAUGUCAAAGAGAAAAGAGGAAAACCAUCAAUGGCGACGAUCUUCUAUGGGCGAUGACUACACUAGGGUUUGAAGAAUAUGUUGAUCCGCUAAAGGUUUAUUUACAUCGGUUCAGGGAAUUAGAAGGUGAAAAAACCGGGACUGGUAUGCCGGUUCAAGGGAAUAAUAGUGGGGGUGGUGGUAGUAGUAAUAAUAAUGGGGGAAAUGGUGGGGGUGUUUUUGGAAUUGGACAUGUGAUUGGUCAAGGUGGACACGUGUAUGGAUAUGGUGGUGGUAGUGGUAGUGGGGGUAAUAGGGGGAUUUAGAGGUGGGCCCUUGUUGAGGUAAUGGUGGGGUUUACCUUUAAAUUUUUUUUUAAUAUUGUGGGUCCCAAUUAUAUUUUUUUAGCUUUUUUUUUUUUUAGAGUAUGUGGAAUUAGAGUUGAAAGCUGGAGGAGAUAUUAUUUAGAGUGGAUGCCUGAUGGUGGAGUAGUAAGGACUACUAAGAACUAAGAAGAAUAUGGUUGAUUAAUUCUGGUCAUGUCUUGUAUUAGCUUUGGACUUUUAGUGUACAUCACUAUAUAUCAACUAUCAUUGUAAUAUUGUAACUUUGUAUUGACUUCUAAAGGAUAUUCAAAAGACUCGAUCAAAUUUUAAUUUAAUUCAAGAUAUGUAAUUAUGUUAUUUUCA
Messenger RNA from Amaranthus tricolor (Joseph's coat), 1689 nucleotides. RefSeq names its product nuclear transcription factor Y subunit B-3-like. Gene Ontology annotation, molecular function: DNA-binding transcription activator activity, RNA polymerase II-specific; protein heterodimerization activity; RNA polymerase II cis-regulatory region sequence-specific DNA binding. The record is from RefSeq and is a predicted model, not a curated record. Bases 784 to 1326 code for a protein of 180 amino acids. The transcript has 2 exons. Lineage: Eukaryota; Viridiplantae; Streptophyta; Magnoliopsida; Caryophyllales; Amaranthaceae. Gene Ontology annotation, biological process: regulation of transcription by RNA polymerase II. Gene Ontology annotation, cellular component: nucleus; CCAAT-binding factor complex.